Molecule: messenger RNA, 1430 nt
Organism: Humulus lupulus (European hop)
Lineage: Eukaryota; Viridiplantae; Streptophyta; Magnoliopsida; Rosales; Cannabaceae
Exons: 8
Coding region: 56-1285 (409 amino acids)
Biological process (GO): nuclear-transcribed mRNA catabolic process, nonsense-mediated decay
Source: RefSeq, a predicted model, not a curated record
GGUUGUGAGAGAGAGAGAAGAGAAGAGAAGAGAAGAAGCAGAAGAAAAUUGAUCAAUGGCUGGGUCCAGUGGCGGGACGGGUUCUUCGUCUCCUCUUCCUCCCAAAAUCCUUUUAGCAAAACCCGGAUUAGUUACCGGAGCUCCUGUAUCGGCUAAGUUCGGCCGCACCGGCGGUGGCGGGGAGGACGAUACGACGUCGCUUCGGUCCCGUCUACCUUCAGUCGGAUCCCUCAACCUUCUAUCAGAUUCCUGGGACUUCCACAUCGACCGCUUCCUUCCCUUCUUGACUGAGAACACCGAGUUUACGGUGGUGGGGGUGAUUGGUCCUCCUGGAGUGGGCAAGUCCAUGAUUAUGAACGAGCUUUAUGGGUUUGACGCCACCUCUCCUGGAAUGCUGCCGCCAUAUACAAUACAGUCAGAGGAUGUGACAGCAAUGGCGAGGCACUGUAGUAUGGGCAUUGAACCCAGAGUUUCUGCUGAACGCAUUAUUCUUCUCGAUACCCAGCCUGUUUUCAGUCCUUCUGUUCUAGCAGAGAUGAUGAGGCCUGAUGGGUCAUCCUCUGUUCCAGUUCUAAGUGGUGAAUCUUUAUCCGCUGAGUUAGCUCAUGAAAUUAUGAGCAUUCAGCUUGCUGUUCUUAUGACUUCCAUUUGCCACACUUUGUUGGUUGUAUCCGAAGGAGUUCAUGAUCACAACAUGUGGCGUUUGAUGUCCACGGUUGACCUACUGAAACAUGGCAUACCUGAUCCGUCUUCCCUAACCCCUGCUCCUACUCAGAGCUCUACUUCAGGGCCUGAAACGGAAGGUAAAGAUAAGGUUCACGAAGGGGGAGACUACAUGGCUGCUCCAAUUUUUGUGCAUACAAAACUGCAAGAUCAAGAUCUUACUGAACGUAAUUGCAUGCAACUGAAGAAGACAAUUACACAUUAUUUUAGCUCUUCGUCUUUCAUGAGAGAAACACUUGGAAACAUUGCCAAAGAUGAUUCCUUUUCCUCUUCAGCUCUUAGCACUCGAAAUGGAGAUCCAGAUUCAACGAUCCCGAAGUUGUUCGUAAUCCCAGUUAAGCAUAAAGAUGACUCUCAUGCAAAUCAGUAUGAAAGUCAUAACUCUAUGCUAUGGAAGUUGCGGGAUAAGGUUUUAUCAAUGAGUCAUCCUUCCUUUUCAAAGACUGUGAGUGAACGUGAGUGGUUGAAAAAUUCUGCCAAGAUAUGGGAGUUGGUGAAGAACUCUACAAUCAUUGCAGACUAUAGCAAAACACUUCAAAGUUCUGGUUUGUUUAGAAGGUAGGCUGAGUUUUUGUAUGGCUGCCUCUCUCAAAAAUUAAGAUUAUAAUGAGAUUUGACUGACUACUUUUUUAGGGUAUUAAAUAUCAUAUGUAACAAUGCAUUAGUUUUGUAAUCCCUUGAAUGGUUGAAUGGUUUUACUUUUAUUC